Molecule: messenger RNA, 1090 nt
Organism: Pyricularia oryzae 70-15
Lineage: Eukaryota; Fungi; Ascomycota; Sordariomycetes; Magnaporthales; Pyriculariaceae
Product: F-actin-capping protein subunit alpha
Exons: 6
Coding region: 1-822 (273 amino acids)
Biological process (GO): barbed-end actin filament capping; actin cytoskeleton organization
Cellular component (GO): actin cortical patch; F-actin capping protein complex
Molecular function (GO): actin filament binding
Source: RefSeq, a predicted model, not a curated record
AUGACCAAGUCUACCGAGGGUAGGUGUGACUUUCUGGUCGCCUCCAGAGCUGUCAGUUACCAGGAUACCUUCGCGUUUGGUGUUGCCCCGCAUUCAGUCGCCUACUCCGACAACGCGGAUGCUCCAUUCUUCCACAACAGCUAUCCUCGUCUAGCAAUCGCGCCGGUCAAGACGACCUCGCAGACGUCGUCGCUGCUAAGAUCUCGGCGCAUAGACAUCAAGUCGAUAUCGUCAGGCGAUGCGAAGGUUGUUUCAAAGCUCGCGCCCGCAUUCGAGAGGUAUAACGAAGAGCAAUUCACCACAGUGAAGUUGCCAGGAGGAAGCCAGAAGGUCAUCGUCAGCGCCCACAACUCGCUGGGCGACGGUCGCUACUACGAUGUCGAGAGCUCAUCGAGCUUUGCCUUUGAUCACACAACCCAGAAAGCCAGUGCCGUUCAAAGCUACGCACUGGAAAGCGCACAUUCAGACCUUGUGAACGGACGGUGGCGAUCUCUGUACACGCUUGACCCAGCAUCAGGAGCCAUCGACGGUUCGAUCAAAGUCGACGUGCACUAUUACGAGGACGGCAACGUUCGACUUCUGACGGACAAGGCCACAACCGCUACGGUGCCCUCGGCCACUGGCAGUGCGAUCGUGAAGGAGAUUGGCAGCAGCGAGAAGAAGUAUCAGGAAGAACUGAACCGGGGCUUUACAGACCUCAGCGAAGGGGCCUUCAAAGGGCUCAGGAGGCAACUGCCAGUAACCCGUCAGAAGAUUGAGUGGGACAAGGUCGCAAGCUACCGGCUGGGGCAGGAUAUCGGCGGGGGCAGGCGUCAGGGCUAGAUGAUCGACGAUGCAAGACAAGGGAAGAGAAGAGACAAAAAUUUGGAUUCCGGUGUCAUCAGGCUUAGCUUGUCGUCCAUUCGCGGAAUGCUCGGAGGUUGUAAGCUUUCCGGUGAUGGAGCGUCUGGGAACAGGUGGAGGAUCCACUCAUGGGCGUCCAUGUUGACCGUUCCGCGUUUAUAUACCGCUGUCAAGAUGGUCGACCGAUGGCUCGAAAAUUUAACGAUCAUUUUGAGAGGUUGACGCAGAAAUAGAACCCGGCCUGAAG